Molecule: messenger RNA, 905 nt
Organism: Apis florea (little honeybee)
Lineage: Eukaryota; Metazoa; Arthropoda; Insecta; Hymenoptera; Apidae
Product: peroxisomal membrane protein 2
Cellular component (GO): cytoplasm; peroxisomal membrane
Source: RefSeq, a predicted model, not a curated record
UGUUAUCAGGUCGUUCGAUUUUUUUUUAUGAAAUAUCACAUUUAAAUUUCAAUUAUCAAUUAUUCAACAUAAAAGAAUAGAAUAAACAGAAUGGCUUUAUCCAAACCUAGAAAUUUAAUUCUUCAACUUACCAGUGCUUAUUUUGAGCGACUUUAUACUAGCCCAGUGAAAACUAAAGCAAUUACUAGUUGUAUUAUUGCUACUCUCGGAAAUUUCUUGUCACAAAAAAUUUCUGGUGUAAAACAUCUUAAUGAAGAUAGUUUACUUGCAUUUGCUCUCUUUGGGCUAAUAUUUGGAGGUCCACUUCCUCAUUAUUUUUACACAUAUAUACAAUUAUUUGUAAAAAAUCCUCUUAUGCUUUUAUUAGUAGAAAGAUGCUUAUAUACACCUUGUUACCAAGCAUUAGCACUAUACAUGUUAUCUCUAUUUGAGGGUAAUACACACAAAAAUGCAUGUAAACAAAUGAAAAGCUUAUAUUGGCCAGUAAUUACUGCAAAUUUAAAAUAUUUAACAUUACUUCAAUUCAUUAAUUUAAAAUAUGUUCCAUCAAUAUUACGUGUUCUUGUGGUAAAUCUUAUUGGUUUCUUUUGGGCUAUAUAUCUUGCACAACAACGGAGUAAACAAUCAAAAACAACUGGAAUAAAAAAAUAAUAUAAAUUUGAUACUAAUAUGUUGUUAUUAAAUAUAAAAGAGAUGAUUAGUUAAUUGGGGUUCAUAUUUGGUAAGGAUAAUAAUAUAUUAUAUGUAAAUAAUUUCAUUCCUAUAUUAAAAUUUUUAAUAUAUUAAGCUAUUACUAUAUAUCUAUAUAGUUUAAAAACUGAAAUAUUUAACUGGAUAUCAUCUAAAUGUAUGAUAUAAAGAUAUUUACAAAUAAAUUUUAUAUGUUUUGUGAAACAAAAAGGCAA